GGGCUUGCGACCCGCCGGCAGCGCCGCGCAGUGCCCCCGCUCGGCACCGGCCGGGCCCCGGGGCAGAGGAAGAGGAGGGGACCCGAGCGUGGGCGAGGCAGGGAUACGGAGGGGAGGAUGGAGCGGAGUGGUGCGGACGUGGGGCUGCCUCCGGGCAUGGGGCUGCCCCCUGGCCGGGAGCCUGCGGGAGUUAACAGCAGCUGCUCCGCUCUCUCUGCUCUCUGUGGUCCCUCUCCGGGGCCUCCUUGACCCCUUCAGCUAUCCCUUUCUCUCUCCCUUUCUUGCUGCCUCUGUUUUCCCCCUCCCUCUUGUCCUUCUGUCUUCCCUUCCUUGCUCUCUUGUCCCUCCUCUGCCCUCCCCUCCAGGUUCCCCAGCGCAUCCUUCGCUCCCUGUGGCUCCGAUUCCCCUUCCUCCUGCUGACUCCUGCUUUCUCCACUUCCAUCCCAGCUUCCUCCUUUCAACUCGGUGGCUUCCCACGGCGGGAAGUGAGAGGGACAACAAGUUGGGCACUGGGGCAGUGGGGAAGGUGGGGGGAGCAAUGCAUCGAUUAUUGACUGAUUUGCUAAAGGGAGUGGGAGAACUAGCUUCUGAAAUGCUCUGGCUCCAGUUCUGUGUGAAAAAUGGCAGCUCAGCUGGAUGGGCUGUACAUGAAGGCUUCUUGAAAGCCACCUCUGUAUCAGUGCAGGAUGAGAGCAAAUUACAUAACAUUUUGCAAGAAAAGAAAAAAAGGAAAAAGUUCUUCUCAGGUUUCAGUAGUGUCAGACUGAUGAACUGCGACUUACACCCUGCGAAUCAGGAUACUUUGUCUUUGUUCAGGAGCCUAAGGUUGCUUGCUGAUCACAAGAAGAUGUUUCUGUGGCUCUUUCUGGUUCUGUCAUCUCCAGUUUCUUCUACAACUGCAGAUGCUGAUAUAUCUGUGGAAAUUUGCAAUGUUUGCUCCUGUGUUUCGGUUGAGAAUGUACUCUAUGUCAACUGUGAGAAGGUUGCAGUCUACAGACCUAAUCAGCUUAAGCCGCCGUGGUCUAAUUUUUACCACCUCAACUUUCAAAACAACCUGCUAAUUAUUCUAUAUCCAAAUACCUUUCUUAACUUUACACACGCGGUGUCCCUGCAAUUGGGUAAUAAUAAGCUGCAGAACAUUGAGGGAGGGGCCUUUUUGGGUCUUAGUGCGUUAAAACAGUUGCACUUGAACAACAAUGAAUUAAAGAUUCUCCGAGCUGACACUUUCCUGGGCAUAGAGAACUUGGAGUAUCUCCAAGCUGACUACAAUUUAAUCAAGUUUAUUGAACGGGGAGCCUUCAAUAAGCUUCACAAGCUGAAAGUCUUGAUCCUUAAUGACAAUCUGAUUUCAUUCCUUCCUGAUAAUAUUUUUCGAUUUGCUUCUCUAACCCAUCUGGAUAUACGAGGGAAUCGAAUACAGAAGCUUCCAUACAUUGGAGUUCUGGAACACAUUGGACGAAUUGUCGAAUUGCAGCUGGAAGACAACCCCUGGAAUUGUACUUGUGAUUUGUUGCCUUUGAAAGCAUGGCUGGAGAACAUGCCCUAUAAUAUCUAUAUUGGAGAAGCUAUCUGUGAAACACCCAGUGACUUGUACGGAAGGCUGCUGAAAGAAACCAAUAAGCAAGAGCUGUGCUCCAUGGGGACGGGGAGUGAUUUUGACGUACGCAUUCUCCCUCCCUCACAGCUGGAGCCCGGUUACAGCACUCCAAAUGGUCACACCACUCAAACGUCAGUGCACAGAUUAGUCACAAAGCCGCCGAAGACUACAAAUCCUUCGAAGAUCUCGGGGAUAGUAGCAGGCAAAGCACUGUCUAAUCGCAACCUCAGUCAAAUUGUAUCCUAUCAGACCAGGGUGCCUCCUUUAACUCCUUGCCCGGUUCCCUGCGUUUGCAAAACACAUCCUUCUGACUUGGGAUUGAGUGUAAAUUGCCAAGAAAGAAAUAUAGAGUCAAUGGCUGAACUCCUACCAAAACCGUUAAAUGCCAAGAAAUUGCAUGUAAAUGGCAAUUAUAUUAAGGAUGUGGACACUAUGGAUUUUGUUGAAUUUGAGGGGCUGGAUUUACUCCAUUUAGGCAGCAAUCGGAUUUCGGCGAUCAGAGGAGAAGUUUUCCGCAACCUUACAAAUUUACGGAGAUUGUAUCUCAAUGGCAAUCAGAUAGAGCGUCUGAGCCCAGAAAUGUUUGCUGGCCUCCACAACCUGCAAUAUCUGUAUUUGGAAUACAAUGUCAUUAAAGAAAUCUUAGCAGGCACCUUUGACUUGAUGCCGAACUUGCAGUUGCUGUACCUGAACAACAACCUUCUGCGAAGCUUGCCAGCAUACAUUUUUGCCGGGGCACCACUUGCCAGGCUGAAUCUGAGGAACAAUCAUUUCAUGUAUUUACCUGUAAGUGGCGUUCUUGAUCAGCUAAAAUCCCUUACACAAAUUGAUUUGGAAGGUAAUCCAUGGGACUGCACUUGUGAUUUAGUUGCUUUGAAACUGUGGCUUGAAAAAUUAAAUGAAGGUAUUGUGGUGAAGGAAUUAAAGUGUGAAACGCCUGUACAGUUUGCUAACAUUGAACUUAAGUCUCUGAAAAAUGAGAUACUCUGUCCUAAACUUUUAAACAAGCCAUCUGCUCUGUUCACUAGUCCUGUCCCCGCUGUCUCUUUUACGACACCACUGGGACCGGUUAGGAGUCAUCCUGGUGGCCCAGUUCCACUGUCCAUCCUAAUUUUAAGCAUAUUAGUUGUGCUUAUUUUAACAGUGUUUGUUGCUUUUUGUCUUCUUGUUUUUGUGCUUCGGCGCAACAAGAAACCAACUGUAAAGCAUGAAGGGAUUGGAAAUCAAGAAUGCAGUACUAUGCAACUGCAGCUAAGAAAGCACGAUCACAAAUCAAACAAAAAAGACGGAUUAGGCGCAGAGGCCUUCAUUCCUCAAACCAUUGAGCAGAUGAGCAAAAGUCAUACGUGUGGCUUAAAGGAGUCUGAAACGGGCUUCACGUUUGCUGAUCCACCAGGGCAAAAAGUCAUUCUGAGAAAUAUGAAUGACAAGGAAAAGGAUUUAUUGCAUGUGGAUUCCAGAAAAAGACUUAGCACAAUCGAUGAACUGGAUGAGCUAUUCCCUGGGAGGGAUUCCAAUGUAUUUAUUCAAAAUUUUCUCGAAAGUAAAAAAGAGUACAACAGCAUAGGGGUGAGUGGCUUUGAAAUACGUUACCCAGAGAAACAGCAAGACAAAAAAAACAAGAAAUCUCUAAUAGGUGGUAAUCAUAGUAAAAUUGUAGUAGAACAAAGGAAAAGUGAAUAUUUUGAACUAAAAGCUAAACUUCAAGGUUCACCUGACUACCUACAAGUCCUUGAAGAACAAACAGCUUUGAAUAAAAUAUAGGUCAUGCAAUCUAAUUGCCUACAGUGGACAUUUAUUUAAUGAUGAAAGUGCCUUUUGUUGACUUCUAACUUCCAAAUACUAUAUUAUAUUGGUAGGCAUAGAGGCAGGUGUAUUCGAGGGUGUCUGAUUAACUGUAGCUGCAUAUGAUUUGUCAAUUAGAGGAGAAUUUCCUUAGUAGAUUUUACUACAUAAAGCUCAUGCCCCGUGGAAUCCUGUAGGGAUACUGCAAACUCUAUUGCCAAAGGGAUGCUUUAUACACGUUACACUGAAUUUAACCUCAAGAGGCAUAUAUGUUUUGUACCUUAAAUGCAAAACCAUCGUCUCCUUGUGAUUUGUUAAAGCAAACACAAGAAACUUGGUACUGGUGUUCAUACCUCAGCUGGGUCCUUCAUCCUGCACGUGGAUUUAAGUUGGUGGAACUGGAGUAAUCCUUUUGUGGUGUUGUAAUGGCACUGUUUAAAGAUUAUCUGAAAAGUAACAAGCAUGCAAAGAGAGAACAUUCGAUAGUAUGUGUAAAUUGGUUACAUUUAUGGCCUGCAUCUUGAAACCACUGGAAUUAUAAUGUUAAAUUGUGCAAAUAUUUGUUUAAAAAUAUACCAUGAAUUACAUACCUGCGAAAUAAAUUCGACCACUUGAAGCAUACAUGUCUAUACAUAACAUUAACAAAAAAAAAAGGAAAAAAAAAAAGGAAAAGAAAACAGAUCAACUUGACUUCUGCGGUAUUUGUGGCAUCUGAAGAAAAUAUUUGCUGUUUAUGCAGAAACCGUUGUAAGACUCAUCUCCAAUUAAACCUAAAGUUCCUUCUCAGUUAUGUGAAAAAAACUUGCAACCUAACAGGUUGUCCAAAAUUGUCGAAGUGCUUACCGUGUGAGCGUAGCAGAAAUUAUUUUUGUAAUAUAAUUCAUAUUUAUGAAAUACUUUGUAUACUAAAUAGGAAAAUAUGUACUCCUUAAUAUGUAUUUAAUAUGCCUGACUUGUUUUCCUGAUCGCAAUGCAUUAAUCAUUCGAUAUAAAUAAAAGCAGAACAAUAUACCAAACUGAAACCGGGGGAUGUAAUGUAUAGAGUAAUCCGGAGUUAAGUGAUCAGGUAUCAUAAUAAUAAAAUUGUUCUGUACUAUUCUUGUGAAAUUAGCAUACUAUCUUAUUUCAGAUUUGGUACCAAUGGUGCAUUUUGAAAUAGAUUCAUUAGUUUUUUAGUAUUGUGUCUCAGGCAAUUAUUUUGCCACCAGUCGUCUUGCUUUUCAGGGUUUUACAGCUUAAUCUGAGUAGUUUUCACUAUGUGUAUUUACAGGAAUUCACGAUAAAGGUAAUAUUUUCAUUGUAUAUGCAUACAGUUUCUGUUCUUACCUGUCUGGCUUCCGUCAGUCAGAAAAAAAAAAAUUAAGAAAAAGAUCAGAAGAGUAAACAAUAUAGCAAGUCACUUCUAUUUAAAAACACGGUGUAAAAUAAAUAUAGUGGUCUCAGCUCAGAGUAUUGUGUAUCUCGUAUCUAGAGAGUGAAACUUGCAUUUGUGAAAGCUGAAUGUGAAUAGCUAGGAAGAAACAGUAUUCAGGAGAAUGGAAAAUCCCCACUUAUCUCACUUAGUAGAUGGUACCUUGAGAUAAGGGUUGAGAUAUAUUGCUGAAGCAUCAUACAGAAAAUCUGCACUGUGAGAUUAACAAAAGUUCCUUGACAUGAACAGGAAUUUUUCCAUUCAUUUCAAAGAGCUUUGGAUUAGACCCUCUAUCUCCUUUGCUUCCAGAACUGUGUUGUUUUUGGUUUUUUUCUUUUCUAAAUCCUCAUCCACAUUUUAUAAUCAACACAUAAAUCAAUCAAGAUUACGAGAAUGUAAAUACUAACAUUUGUCAUGAAUGUGAAACGAGCAACUGUUACAGCAAGACCCAACAGUACCACUGUGGAAAAGGCUAUGUCAGCUCUUUCCUUUAGAAACCACUAAUUUCAGGGCUUUAUGGCACUGCUGUAAAAUUUUUAUUCCGGAAUGAUACUUGGCAAACAGCCUGCAGUAUAUUUUGACAAAGAUUCCAAAAAAAAAAAAAAAAAAAAAAAAAAGGAAAAAAAAAGAAUACUCACACUGCUUCUUUAUUCCAGGGAAGGCAAAACAAAAAGACAUUCUUCUACUUGCAGGCAUUCGUUUCUGCUCUUGUAACUUAGAAAGAGGGUUAUUUUAUUCUUUUAUCCAUGGUAUGAAGUAUAUAAACGACUGCAGAUAAUAAAAUGAUAACAGAUUAAUGAAUGGCUGGAUUUCUUUCAAAAAGCUGCUGCUGUCCAUGCACAAUAAUUUACUUCCUUCAAGCUGUCACAGGGAUUUUCAGGAGAUGGACGUAUGCAUUUCUGGCAUAAAAAGCUCUUAGUUGCCCAGUAACACAAUACAUGGCCAACACUCAAAUGAGAACAUUUGAGCUCGUUGCGUUGAGAGUGUGUGGAUUAAGGAGUUGGUAAGGACACAUUGCCAUGAGAGACCAUUAAUGGCUCCACCGUCUGGCUGAGGAUAAUGGAUCCUGGGGCUGCCCUGCGCAGCACUGCAUGCCUCGAAGGAUGUGUCAGUGUUCACAGGGAUUUGCCAAGGGAUUUUCCAAAGCAUGAGGCUUCUGACAUGCUUCAGUGUAUUGUCAGAGGCAGUGGUGUCCCAUACCAGUCUGUUGAAGUCAUGUAUGAAUGUAGAAGCAAAUUUGCUACUACUACAAAAUGAUGUAAACCCGAUACACUUACAAUGAGCAUGGCCCUGAGUUAGAACACUUAAAUUCCUAAACUUAAUCUCUUUUUCUUUUUUUUUUUCCUCCCUACCUAUGAUCUUCUGUUCCCUAAGACAGGAAGAACUGAGCCAUUAUGCUGUACCAUUACAUUGGGUCAGAUUUUCCUACCCUUUGAGGUCCCAGUCUCAUAAAGCCUUUAAACUGAAAUUGUGUAUGGAGUUGUUAUUCUUGAGAUAAUAACAUAGUUCCUGCCCUUAAGUGGGUCUUAGGUGGUAUUGUGUUGUUGACUUCCAAGAGAGCAGGCACAGCAGUGUUGCGUAUAAUGCAUAGAUCCUCUCUAACUACAAGCUGGUGGUUGCUCUGUGUCCUCAAGUUGUUCGUUGACCAUUCUGGGAUUAUGCAGCUGAAUGUGGAUUCACCAGCAUAAAGAUUGCACAAUCUGGACCUUCCUGUAGAAACUGUCUCUGGAUGUUUUACAUUUGUGGUGCAAUACGUAGGCAUAAUACUGUGAGUAAAGAAUGCAGAAGUUGGCAAAGCACUAUAUUUCCGUGGCACUGUUACUUUGAACCUUAAUAUCAGUUUUAUUUCCUCCAUGUUUCAAAACAGUGUAUGCAUCUGUACAGCAGUUUUAGUGUAACAUCCAUUCAAAUCUACAGUGAGUUGUUCUGAGAAAGUGGCUCUUCGGAAGUGGCUGAACAGAUGUUUGUUUUAUCGGUUUGAGUGGCCAUGAUUGUAAAAUGGCUGUUAAGACCCAUAUACAUAAACUCAAUCAGUGGUGGUGUUAACAUAACCUGUUGUGUUCAUUGUAUUAUAAAGAAGUUUACAUUUUUAAACAAAAAUCAAUAAAGUGUAAUCAUUUCCUUGAAAAAAAAGGUGCAAUUUUAUCAGGAAGCAUCUGCUAUGGUACAAGAAUGUGAGGCCAUUUUGUGAGUUACAUUUUGCAUUUAGUGUUCAAGAUCGACAGCGAUAUAGAAAUCUAGCAUAGUAACAUCUCUUUAAAAGUGAUUUUUAUUUGAAAAAAGCCAUAAUGACAUUAUAAAUGAUAAAAGGCAUGGCCUCAUGAAAAAAAAAAUGUUAACAGAUGUGUCAGAAUCAACAAAACCCAUCCAGAACUUGAUGGUAGUAUAAUGUCUAUUAUAUCUUUUGCAUGAUUUGUAUAUUGAUAUUGUAUGAAAUGAACACAGUGAGGGUUUUGGUUUUUUUUUUGUUUUUGUUUUCAUUGUUGUUGAGUAUUUUUGUUUGCUUGUUUUGUGGGUUGAUUUCUUUACUGGUUGCAUCCAAAGAGUUGGGUAGGAAAUAUCAAAAGAAUGUAUUUAUAAUCACUCUAUUUUUAAAUAAAAUAAAGAAAACAAAA
Messenger RNA from Coturnix japonica (Japanese quail), 7408 nucleotides. The record is from RefSeq and is a predicted model, not a curated record. NCBI's taxonomy places the organism in Eukaryota, Metazoa, Chordata, Aves, Galliformes, Phasianidae.